AUAGAAAAUAUUAUAAAUAAUAUGUUUUAUUAUGCAUCCAUCUAUCUAGGCAAGUGCCAAUUUGUCAGGGAGUCCUUUGGCUACCAUGUCAGAUCUUGGGAGUUCCAGUUCAAAUCUUAAACCCUUUCGGCCGACGCCUUUCAAAAUUUGUUAUUCAGAGAAACCCAGGCACUAUGAUCACCUUGAAGCUGGGCAUGCCCCAAGCACAUAUUCAAAAAAUCCUGAUCACAAGUCGCUUCUAUAACUGGGGCAACUAUGAUGCCAGCUCAGGGGAAUGCUGUAGGAUGCGUGACAAGGAGAUGACCAUGUGCAUGCAGACCAAGCAGUCAUGCCCGUUGGAGUACGAGUCCGACAAGUGCUAUGAGAAACCAUCUUUCUGUGAGAACAAGUAUCCUAAGUAUUUGCUGGAAAUAUAUAACCGGGGACGACCUGAUCCUGACUGUUUGCUGAAACUGAUCCGGCACGACAGUGAACAUUACAAGCCGUCGGAUAAGAAUCGUCAAUACCAGCGUACAUGGCCGGAGUGUCCGUUUCUUUGGCUGAAACCCAAGGACGUCUGCUGUCCUAAUCCGGAGAUAUAUCCGCCCAUGAAGCGCCGCUGCCGCCCACCGCCGGAACCACCGCUUUCUGCCAUUGAUAAGCAUCUCCUUCAGAUGAGCAUGCUCUGCAAAACGUUGAAGCCUCCGUGUUGCAAAAUGGGACGCCGUCCGCCCAAGUGUAUCAUCACGCGACUGCCCGCCGAUUGUUGCAAGAAGACAGCACCCCAGCCCAGUUUCUCGGAGGCUUGUCGUCAUCUCAUACCACGAUUCUGCGGCUCCGAGUGCGCUUGCCGGGUGGGAAGUUUGUGCGAAAUGUGGAAGGCAUACCAUCGGCUGAACAAGUCCCGCCAAAACUGCGUUAAACCCUUGAUAGGAUACUCUCCCUACAGGUCUAGGAUGCGGUUUCCGUUUUGAG
Messenger RNA from Drosophila eugracilis, 954 nucleotides. RefSeq lists its product as uncharacterized. The record is from RefSeq and is a predicted model, not a curated record. The transcript has a single exon. Bases 174 to 953 code for a protein of 259 amino acids. Lineage: Eukaryota; Metazoa; Arthropoda; Insecta; Diptera; Drosophilidae.